UUCAGUUGGGUAGUUGGAUGAGAGUGCUGAGUGCUCCCAGUAAACCAUGUGUGACUGUCUUCCCUCCAGCUCCCUCUACUUUGCUGUCACCAAAUUUCAACAAUUAGGGUUUCCCAAAUCCAAUCACAGACCACAAAGCCAACAAGAUCCUCACUUUUCUACCCCAAAUUGCUUGCACCCAUCAAAUUCCACUAAUUCGAACUCCCCAUCUCUUAGAAAUGCGAGGUCUUUGUGCCUGAGCAGAAGGCCCAGUCAGAGCCCAUCAGAGGCUUCUGGGUUUCCAACCCAAUUAGGGUUUAAGGAGGAAAGCGAAAACCUUUUCGACCUGGAAUCGAAACCAAGUGAUGAAACGCAAAAUGGGGUUGGACCCAGUAAAGAAGCCGAUGCUACUUCAUUGGGUUCAGAUUUUCUGGAACCAAAGAGUAGUGAAGGCGAGGUUUUGGAGAAGGAGGAGGGAUUGAAGCGCGUUGAUGGCAAUGUUGGGUUGAAGAAAGUGAGGCAGCUGAUGAAGAGGUCCGGUAUUCUAGCCAAGCAAGUGAUCAAUAUUGAAAGUGCUCUCAGCUUGGGCUUUGUUUCACAGCUUUGGGUCAAUACCACUUCUUGGAUGGUAAUUUUUGUAGAAGUGAGGAGAAACUUGCUUUCAGGGGAGUGUGAACGUUUUCUUCUGGAGGAUGUUAUCCAGGUUGGUGAUGUUGUGCUUGUAGAGGAUGAGAGUGUGAUUGAGAAUGAAUUCAAAAUGGUUGGAUUGGAAACAUUGGUAGGAUACGAAGUUGUAACACCAGGUCGACGAACUAUCGGAAAGGUGCGGGGAUAUAGUUUUAACAUCAAUUCAGGGGCUGUUGAAUCACUUGAGCUUGAUUCAUUUGGCAUUGCAAUUAUCCCGUCAAGUUUGGUGAGUACAUAUGCUUUGUUUGUCGAGGAUGUGCUUGAAGUUGUAUCUGAUGCGAUCAUUGUGCAUGAAGCUGCAGCGUCUCGCAUAUACAGGCUAACCAAGGGUUUCUUGGACAACCAAAACGCUGCAACUUGCAUAGAUGACAUUGAAGAGUACUCUGACUUUGAAAGACCUGUAGAAUCUGAUAAGCGCUCAAGAAGAAGUUCUGGUAACCAGAAGUUCCGUUCUCGGAAAAGCAAGACCGAUGAUGAGUGGGAGCCGGAGCUCCCAAUGGAUUACUUCUGAGCUCUGAUCAUCGGGGACUUCGUUUUCUUGUUGUAGAUAUAUACAUAGAUGAUAGUAGGUCUGUCUGUGGUAAUGCAUUCAAAUGUAAUAUAUCUGAGGUUAAGAUAAUAGUGAAUGGCAGCGUCAAACAUAGUAGAACUGUUUGGUUUGUAGGUUCUCUUACAGAAUUAAUAGUUAAAUUUUUGAAAUGGUGCCAUUACUGUGA
Rosa chinensis is the source of this 1382-nucleotide messenger RNA. RefSeq lists its product as uncharacterized. The transcript is spliced from 7 exons. The record is from RefSeq and is a predicted model, not a curated record. The coding region runs from base 47 to 1177 and encodes 376 amino acids. NCBI's taxonomy places the organism in Eukaryota, Viridiplantae, Streptophyta, Magnoliopsida, Rosales, Rosaceae.